AGGUAGCUUACCCCUGAUCUCAUCAGUCAGGCUUGCGUUUGAUUUGUUUAUAAGCAUAACCCUUCAAGAUGAGUGCUUCAAACUCCAGCGACCGCAUUCAGAAAUUCAAAAACCGUGGAAAGAGCCAGGAGGAACUCCGUCGGAAGAGGUUAGAGAUGAACAUUGAGCUAAGGAAGGCCAAAAAGGAUGAUCAGCUCUCCAAGAAGCGGAAUCUCAAGAUCAGUGAAUUUGGCUCCUCUACAGAUGAGAAGUCUGCAGCUCUUGAAAUGACCUUGGAGGAGAUCAUGGAGGCAAUCAAAUCUGGAAUUCCUGAACAGGAGUUGAUGGCAAUGACCCAAGCACGUAAAAUGCUGUCUCGGGAAAAGAACCCACCAAUUGACAAAUUGGUUGAAGCAGGACUUGUCCCUUAUUGUGUUGGAUUCCUUGGAAGAUUCAGCAGCCCACCCCUUCAGUUUGAAGCAGCCUGGGCUUUGACCAACAUUGCAUCAGGAACUUCUGAGCAGACAAAAAUGGUGGUUGAGGCUGGAGCUACCAUCCCCAUGAUCAAGCUGUUGGGUUCCCCACAGCCACAUGUAGCUGAGCAGGCCAUCUGGGCAUUAGGAAACAUUGCAGGAGAUGGCCCCCUAUUCCGUGACCUCAUCCUGCGGAGUGGGGUGGUUGCCCCCAUCCUACAAUUGGUCACCCCAGAGACUCCAGUCACCUUCUUGCGCAAUAUUACCUGGACGAUCUCCAACCUCUGCCGCAACAAGAAUCCAUCUCCUCCUUUUGAAUUUGUCUCGAAAUUCCUUCCAGUUCUGACCCGACUGAUACAUAACCCUGACCAGGAAGUCAUUACUGAUGCAACAUGGGCCCUGUCAUAUAUGACAGAUGGGAGCAAUGACAAGAUUGAGGAAGUAAUCAAGAGUGGAGUGGUUCCCCGCCUCAUCCAACUCCUUGCCAGUGACCAUAUGCACACUGUGAUUCCUGCCUUGCGAGCAGUGGGCAACAUUGUGACUGGUACUGAUGACCAAACACAAGAGGUGCUCAAGCAUGGGGCUCUUGGUGUAUUCCCUCGCCUUCUCUCCUUGCCCAAGAACAACAUUGUGAAAGAGGCCUGCUGGACCAUCUCUAACAUCACAGCUGGGACUGUUGAACAAAUCCAGGCUGUCAUCAAUGCAAAUCUCAUACCUUACCUCAUUAAUGUUCUUGAAAAGGGAGAGUCCCGCUGCCAAAAGGAAGCUGCCUGGGCUGUGACCAACAUCACUUCUGGUGGGUCAGUGGAGCAGGUGGUCAUCCUGUGUCAGUUUGGGGCCAUCCCAGCCAUGUGCAACCUGUUGACGUCCAAGGAUGCCCGCACAUUGAUGGUGAUCCUUGAUGGCAUCCACAAUGUCCUCAAUGCAGCCCAACGCCUAGGACCAGAUCAGGUGGAGCGUGUGGCCUUGCUCAUUGAACAGUGUGAGGGACUGGACAAGAUCGAGGCCCUGCAGAAUCAUGAAAAUGAGGAGGUCUACAAAAAAGUUUACAAGAUGCUGGAAACAUUCUUCAUUGAUGAGGAGGAGAAAGCUGAAGUGAAUGGUGAAGGAAUUGAUGCUCUCACUCCUCCUGCUGAUCAUUACUCCUUCUGAGACCUGAAUUGUCUCCGGUGUCAUUGAAAAUUAAACUUGUUUGGAUUUUUCACUUAAGCCUACUUUGUGUAUUUUAAAAAUAUACCCAUGUGUAGUUUAUCUGUUUGCAUGAUAAUAAAAAUAAUCUCUACUUGCUCAAAACAAAAUAUGAGCUUGAGUUCAUCUAUUUAUUUUUUUUAUGCAAGUGGUUUAUUGAGGUGAGCCAUGUUUAAUCUUGUCUGCUUGAUCUGAGGAUUUCAAAGUGCUAAUUGGGUGUUUGAGAGUGCUAAAUUUCAAAUAAAGAUUCUUUCAUAGAA
Messenger RNA from Darwinula stevensoni, 1900 nucleotides. Lineage: Eukaryota; Metazoa; Arthropoda; Ostracoda; Podocopida; Darwinulidae. The record is from the annotation of a GenBank genome assembly.